Acipenser ruthenus (sterlet) is the source of this 1454-nucleotide messenger RNA. RefSeq names its product skin secretory protein xP2-like. The transcript is spliced from 2 exons. NCBI's taxonomy places the organism in Eukaryota, Metazoa, Chordata, Actinopteri, Acipenseriformes, Acipenseridae. Bases 398 to 1312 code for a protein of 304 amino acids. The record is from RefSeq and is a predicted model, not a curated record.
ACCAGCAGAGGGAGAAUGCCUGCUGGUUUCGCCUCCACAGCCUGGGGAGGAGCCCGAACGUCCUACGCCCGAGUGGGAGGAGCCCGAACGUCCUACGCCCGAGUGGGAGGAGCCCGAACGUCCUACGCCCAAGAGGGGGGAGUCGGUGCGUCCACAGCCCAAGAGGGAGGAGUCGGUGCGUCCACAGCCCAAGAGGGAGGAGUCGGUGCGUCCACAGCCCAAAGAGGGGGGAGUCGGUGCGUCCAUAGCCCAAGAGGUGGAAGUCUGCGCUUCCACAGCCUUAGGACCCAAGCUGCAGUCCCAAGAGCCAGAAGGGGAGGAGUUACAGGCUCAACCCCCUGAAUUUUUCUGGGGGGGAGAAGGGCAGGAUGCUGGUGUUCCCCAGCAGCCUCUAUUUAUGCUGCUGAAGGGAGCACGGCACACGCCAGCCCAGCCGCCACAGCAGAGGGAGCCAGCACCGCCACAGCCUCCCUCUGAGUGGCCAGCAUCCGCCCCAUCGCCUCUGCCUCCACCACCACCAGGAGCAGAGCAGCAGGAGCUGCCUCUGUCUCCACCACCACCAGGAGCAGGGCAGCAGGAGCUGCUUCUGUCUCCACCAUCACCAGGAGCAGAGCAGCAAGAGCUGCCUCUGCCUCCGCCACCUCCACCAGCAGAGGGUGAAUGCCUGCUGGUUCCACAUCCACCGUCGUGGGAGGACUGCUUGCCCCUCCCACCUCCACCAGCAGAGGGUGAAUGCCUGCUGGUUCCGCCUCCACCGUCGUGGGAGGACUGCUUGCCCCUCCCACCUCCACCAGCAGAGGGUGAAUGCCUGCUGGUUCUGCCUCAACCGUCGUGGGAGGACUGCUUGCCCCUCCCACCUCCACCAGCAGAGGAUGAAUACCUGCUGGUUCCGCCUCAGCCGCCGUGGGAGGACUGCUUGCCACUCCCAGCUCCACCAGCAGAGGGACACAGGGUACGAGGGAGAAGUGGAGCUCCCGCUGCCGCCUCCAUGGCCAGGGGCUCCCCUCCCGAGUUCGCCUUCCGAGGGUCCGCUGCGGCUGCCGUCGCCUUCCGAGGGUCCGCUGCUGCUGCCGUCGCCUUCCGAGGGUCCGCUGCUGCUGCCGUCGCCUUCCGAGGGUCCGCUGCUGCUGCCGUCGCCUUCCGAGGGUCCGCUGCUGCUGCCGUCGCCUUCCGAGGGUCCGCUGCUGCUGCCGUCGCCUGGGGUCGCCAGGGAUCCUGCUUCGCCUGGGGUCGUCGAGGGUCCGGCUUUGCCUGGGGUCGCCAGGGAUCCUGCUUCGCCUGGGGUCGCUACACGAUGGCCGGAGCUCCAUGAAAGGGAGCUGCCAGAAAUGAAGAAAGGGGGGGAGGUCAGGAGACCAGCUCCCCCAGCCGCACUUUCGCGGCUGGAGAUCAUGUGGUCGGAGCCCCACGGAGGGGAACUGCCGGCCAUGAAGAAGGGGGGAGAGGUCAGGAGA